UGCACUCUCUCCCUUGCUCCUUCUCUCUCUGUACACACCCCCAGCAGGUGCUUUCUCUUCAGCUUUAGUUUGCAGUUGUGCUUUAGGCUGUGACUUUCAGGUUAAGUGUAAUUGUAGCCAAGAGGCUGGGAGGGUCAGAGGCCUCGGACUGGGGGCUCUGCCACACACAUCAGGGGAGAAGCACAUUGAAGGGUUCCUGCUGUCUGCUGCACCUCUGUCCUCAGGUAGCACCGGGUUCUCCUGAGUGAGCUGAGUGUGGGGGGGUCUGCAGCUGGGGAAAGUCCUUCAUCCUCAACAGAACCAGAGCGGCACUGAAUCAUCUCCCAUCCUGACGAGUCUUUGCCUCCAGCCAUCAGAGCAUCUUUGCCUCGUUUGCAGUUAUGUCAAACCCAGUGGGCAGUUUAUCAGAGGCCACUGUGUACGGGUCCAGGAUUGGGAUAACAGAGGACUCCCUCGCCAUCCUGGAGCGAAACAGAGGCUCCAGUGAACCCUGGGACCUGGAGGAGACCAAACCCAGCGUGCCGGGCCUCUACCUCUCCUGCUUUGACAUGCUCCUCACUGAGGACGCCACAUAUGUGGUGAAAGUCUCGGAUGCCUCCCCGGCACUGGCUGUUCCCAUGACUCGUAUGGAGCCCCGGGAUGAACCGGAGCAGUGCCCCGUCAUCGACAGCCAGGAGCAGGGACUCUCUCCCGGGCUGGAGGGUCAGGAGGAGGAGCGCUCUCUGGAGCAGGUGCAGAGCAUGGUGGUGGGAGAAGUGCUAAAGGACAUCGAAACCGCCUGCAAACUGCUCAACAUCACCCCAGACCCCAUGGAGUGGAACACAGGGAACGUGCAGAAGUGGCUGCUGUGGACUGAGCACCUGUACAGGUUACCCCAUGCUGGAAAGGCCUUCCAGGACCUCACAGGAAAGGAUCUGUGUGCCAUGAGUGAGGAGGAGUUUCGCCAGCGCUCGCCGCAGUGCGGAGACACGCUGCAUGCUCACCUCGACAUAUGGAAGUCAGCUGCCUGGAUGAAAGAGAGGUGCUCAGUCGGAGAAACAAAAAUAACAGUUGCUGAGGAGCUUUGGUCCGAGGCAGAUUCAUCUUGUUCAGGUCAGCCCAUUCACCUGUGGCAGUUCCUCAGAGAACUCCUGCUCAAACCUCACAACUAUGGACGCUGCAUCCGCUGGCUCAACAAAGAUAAAGGUAUUUUUAAAAUUGAAGACUCGGCUCACGUCGCGAGACUGUGGGGACUCAGAAAGAAUCGCCCUGCUAUGAACUAUGACAAGCUGAGCCGCUCCAUACGUCAGUACUACAAGAAAGGCAUCAUCCGCAAGCCUGAUGUGUCUCAGAGACUGGUGUACCAGUUUGUCCACCCAGUAUGAGGCGGCAGCGUCGUGGGAGGAAGGCGAGGCGAAUCCUACUAAACCUAAAGGACACAGUAUCUCACCGUGCACUUGAACACUUAAUCCUGAGAUGAGAAGGUGACAUGGUACACGCGCACUGACCAAACCCAAUGGUACACACUUCUCCUGCCAACGCUGUAGCAACAGCUGGCAGCUGCUGCAUGAAGGCUUAUCUGUGCAUCUGGGCCGAGAGGAAGAGACAAAACAACGUGGCUGUUGAGGCUUUAUCCUACUGCAGGAUAUAAAAAACAACCUUAAAAAAAAAGAACAAAAAUUAAAUAAACAAACUGCCUUUUCAGUUGCUUGAUCUGCCUGUUUAUUUUGCCGUGAUGUUAUUAUCCCACACUCAUUAAACUAAAUAGUAAAAACUGAUUGCUCUUACGUAUGAGUUUGAGGAAAACGCCCAUCGCCCUCAGCUACGUUUGUUUUGUCUUUUUGUUUCGCUCGUCUUGACCAGAGUCUGUUUGAGUUAGAGCCAGUUUCGCUGCCACAGGUGAAAAUUGUUUUGCUUUUUUUUGGGGUUUGGUCCUGACUGUUAAACACACAAUCAGUCAGUCAGUUUCUGUAACCCAUCAACAGCAGAACAGAGAGGUCUUUUAUCUCACCUUCAAGGCACAAACGAGACUGUUGUGAUUCUGGAAACAAGUGUGUAAACCUCUCAAGGAGCCUCGGACACUGCUGGGACUGUGUUUAUCCCACUUCACUGUUUCUUUUCUAAGAUUUGACUUAGAGAUACAGACUAAAGUGAUGAAUGCCCUUGUACUGUUUUCAUCGCUGAGGAGCUGAGACAGACUGUCUGUCAGCUCUGGUUUAUACUGCUGUAUAAUGCUUUUUAUAUCGUGGAUGUUUUACUUUGGAAUCACAAUGUGUAAUAAAAUAAGUAGAUUUCAAAUAAUCUUGUGAAUAAAUCAAGACAAAUUAUAUGAUA
Messenger RNA from Labrus bergylta (ballan wrasse), 2313 nucleotides. RefSeq names its product SAM pointed domain-containing Ets transcription factor. Gene Ontology annotation, molecular function: sequence-specific DNA binding; DNA-binding transcription factor activity, RNA polymerase II-specific. The record is from RefSeq and is a predicted model, not a curated record. Gene Ontology annotation, cellular component: nucleus. Gene Ontology annotation, biological process: cell differentiation; regulation of transcription by RNA polymerase II. NCBI's taxonomy places the organism in Eukaryota, Metazoa, Chordata, Actinopteri, Labriformes, Labridae.